UAUGGUCUUUCUUACCGGUCGUGUGCGGUGUGCUUCAGUCGUUCGCCGGGAGUAAGGGGAAGUGAUUCGGUUCCCUUGUUGACCUUGACUUUUCGCCCCCGAAAACAAACCUAGCACCAGCACGUCUCAGCAAGGCUAAGGCAAAGAAGAAAGGAUCGUAGAUCUACUUUCAGAUUCAGCGCAGCUCGUUUAGUGAAGAUCUCCUAGCAUUUGGCGCUAAUGUAGUUUGGAUUUGAUCGCGCUUUUUUCUUCACAUUCCCCACGGCUUCUUGGUUUGAAAUUCAGUGAGUUGCUCUUCGUUCUUGCGUCCUGUGUACAGAUAAUCCAGCACCUCUUUUACAGCGCAGCAUGGCCUCCCCGCCGCCCUCGCUCGAAGAUGAGGAGUACCCGGGCGUUUAUUGGGUGAAAGCCUACUGGCUCCUGUACAACCUGAAAGACGGCGAACGCAUGCCGCGGUGCCAGGACCUCCCCGCCAACGCCUUUGGCCACUUACGCGACGCCACGCGCGUGUUUGCGGUGACCCAUCCGUGGCUCGGGCGCUACAGCCCGGACCCCGACGGAAUUCAAGUGGAGACGCUCCGGUCAAAAUUGAGUUCCAUGGCCGAGCAGAUGCUGCUGGACCGGAAGGACGUGCUAUUUUUCGACUACCUGUCCCUUCCCCAGGUGCACCACGAGAGCGGCAAGGACGACCGGACGGAGGAACAGCUGCGCCGCUUCAAGACGGCCCUCAGCGGGGACCUGAUGGGCCGAAUUUUCCUCACUUCGCGCGUGCUGGUGAUCGACGAGGUGCCGAAGGAAGCUGUGUCGAACACGGAAUUUUUGAACCGCGGCUGGUGCUUUUUCGAAUGCGUCGUGGCCAGCAUGAACGCCCUGGCCCGGGACCUGCUGUGGGUGUCGGAAAAGACGAAGUCCGAGAUUGCGCGCUUUCGGAAGUUGAGCGCGAAAUUCCGCGAAACGGGGGAGCUGGACGAGUUGCUGCAGAAAUUCGACACGGAGCUAAAAAGCAAGAAAUUCGCACUGAAAGCCGACGCGGCGAUGGUGCGCGGGUUUUUCGUUUCGCUAGCGCGCUCGCAGCGUCUCAUCCGCGCCGCCGCCGGGGGGGAUUGGGACGGAUGCGAGAGCAUGCUCGCGCAAAAAGCCGAUGUGAUUGCGCGCGACGGUUGGGGCCGGACGGCCCUGCACGCGGCGUUACUGAAUGCGCGGGUUUCGGUCGUCGCGCAGCUACUGAAAAACCACUGCUCAGCGCACGCCGCAGCGAUGAAGACACUGACGAACGAAACGUCUCUGGAACUCGCAAAGGAGGGUGGGUCACUUGAAUGCCAGGUCUUGCUGCAACACAAGUUCAAGCAUGGCUCUAGUGUACUAGACACAGAAGUAGAGCAAGUGUCGAGUGGAGGGACCGCAAGCGGUAAUGCGGGACCUUCAUCCUCCUCGUCAAAGCCGAGUACUGCGAAGCUUUUGACCAUUCGCGCAAUCGAAAAUGACGAGGAGGGGCUGAGAGAGCAACUGAACAGACUCUCACAGCCAAACGAGGUUGAUGCCCGGGACGAGCACGGGAUAAGUGCGUUGUAUUACGCGGCGUCGUUACAGCAUGUCGAGCUGGUGAGAAUGCUACUGAAGGCUGGUGCUAAUCCAGACCUUCCGUGCGGUGGCGACCAAGAAUCAGCAUCAGCCUGCGCAACACGGCUAGGAUUCGCGGAUGUCCAAGAACUUUUUGCAACUGCGCACUCAUAAUUGGAUGAUGAUCGUACUAGUAUCUACAAAUCGUGUGACGGACACAUCGAGAACAGUUAUUGAAAUCUUUUCAAGAUAUCUGUCAACAAUGUGAAUGAAUAUUUUUCUUGUACGCAAAGAAUCUCAAACUCAGCCAAAGGAAAAGGAACGAAACAAAUAAAGAAAAAAGUUGAAGCGAAUGAUAGACUCUGAAACGGAUAUGUGACGACCAC
Molecule: messenger RNA, 1946 nt
Organism: Amoebophrya sp. A120
Lineage: Eukaryota; Dinophyceae; Syndiniales; Amoebophryaceae
Source: the annotation of a GenBank genome assembly